AAAAAAACAAAAACAAAAUGGCUUGUGUAUCAGACAUUGAUUUGGCCACUUUACAUAAAACCCGGCUGGAAGAACGUUUAAAUUAUAAAUUAUCCUUUCAACAACCCCAUCAUCAUCAACAUCAUCACCACACCUACGAUGGUUUCAGCAACAUGACCCGCAUGUGUUUGCAACGCAAUGCUGCCGUUUAUAAUCCACAACAACAUCAUCAUCAUCAUGCCACAAACGAGGCAAAUGCCACAAAAACAAAAGAUUUAAAUGGCAAUUGCGUCAUGGACAAUUUAACCAACAAAAUAAAACAUUUGAAUUUUAUGAAUAAACAAAAGUUACUAAUAAAUCGUGGUGAUUCUUCGUCAAGUUUAGAUGAUGAUGAGGAUUUAAAUUAUUUCUCAUCCAGCACUAGAAGACGCCGUUCAGGAACAUGGCCGCGCACACGAAGUUUAAAUGCCCCCUCACCUUUUCAACAAUUUGGACCAUGUGGACGUAUAAUGAAAAAUCCGGCCAUGGUUAUGCAAAUUCAGGACCCUGCCAGUCAGCGUCUGACUUGGUACAAACCCCCUCUAACGGUAUUGGUAAUCAAAAAAGUACGUGACUCUAUGGUGAUGGCACCAUUUGUCCAAUUAGUUGAAUGGUUGGUGCAAGAAAAACACAUGGUUGUAUGGGUGGAAUCGGCUGUAUUAGACGAUCCUACGCUACAAGAAGAUAAGAAAUUUCAGUCGGUUAAGGAAAAACUGGUAACAUUCAAAGAUGGUCGUGAUGAUUUAACAGAUCGUAUAGAUUUCAUUGUUUGCUUGGGUGGUGAUGGUACUCUAUUGUAUGCUUCGCUGUUGUUCCAACAAUCUGUGCCGCCUGUCAUGGCCUUUCAUUUGGGCUCCUUGGGUUUUCUGACACCAUUCCAAUUUGAUAAUUUCCAAGAACAAGUAACAAAUGUUUUAGAAGGUCAUGCCGCUUUAACAUUGCGCAGCCGUUUGCGUUGCGUCAUUUACAGAAAAACCGAUCGUCGUAAAGAUUCCUCAGAGCAAACGCAACAAUUGAAUUGCAGCAUGUCGGCGGACAGUGGUGUGUCUAUGGACUCCUGUGCGGGUAUACCAACAGUGGGCAAAGGUUGCUCCAGAUCACCUUCCACAAAUAUAUUGGUUUUAAAUGAAGUUGUUAUUGAUCGUGGGCCAUCACCCUAUUUAAGUAAUAUUGAUUUAUUUUUGGAUGGCAAGUAUAUUACAUCGGUGCAGGGUGAUGGCUUAAUUGUUUCCACACCCACCGGCAGUACGGCGUAUGCUGUGGCAGCUGGUGCCUCUAUGAUACAUCCAUCAGUACCCGCGAUUAUGGUGACACCCAUUUGUCCACAUUCACUAAGUUUUCGUCCGAUUGUUGUACCAGCAGGAGUUGAACUGAAGAUUUCUGUAUCACCCGACAGCCGAAACACCUCCUGGGUAUCAUUUGAUGGUCGCAAUCGGCAAGAGCUUUUCCAUGGUGACAGCUUAAGAGUGACCACCUCGAUUUAUCCGGUGCCCAGUAUAUGUGCUCAAGAUCAAAUAUCCGAUUGGUUUGAUUCGUUGGCCGAAUGUUUGCACUGGAAUGUGCGCAAGAAGCAAAAGUGCCUAGACGAAUUGUCGGACUUGACCGCUUCGGGUUCGGAGGAUACGUUGGAUGAGCUGGAAAGAGGCUCGGAUUCUUUGUUAGAUAGUUAAAAAAACUAAUUGUUAAACAAUUAAAUUAAAUCGCUAUUAUAAUCAUACAAAAGCAUACAAUUUCAUUUAAAUAACAACAAUAUUACUAGUAAGGCAAAGCAAAGCAAACAAAAAAAAUUAAAAAUGCAAUAAUAAAUAAGCUUCAAGUUGGUGUUAAUAGGUAUAAACAAAAAUUAAACUAAAAAGCUUAAAUUACUUAUAAAAGCUUAUAUGUAAAAGAAACAAAAAAAAACAAGUCUUAGAAAGCAAUGAAUGAAUGUAUUAAUUAUGUUAAUAAUGAUAGUUUGAAAUAUAUAGUAUCUGUUGCCAAUUAUGAAAUAUUGAUAAAUGUAAUGCAUGAUUAUCAACAAACAUUAUUAGUAAAAUCCAAUUGUAGUAAGCUCAAAUUGUUUAUUUUUUUUUUCUACACAAAAAUUUCAUUUUAGUUUGUUUCAAAAAUGUUGUAAACAUUUUGUUUAGCUUAAUUUAUUUCUAUUUAAUUUAAAAACUAACUAUUUUAUAGGGUUUUUUAGUAAUUUUACACCCACUCCCCUCUUCAACAAAACAAAACAUUAAAGACAUCUAAAAUUUUGUUUUAAAAUUUUUAAAAAAGCAAAUGUUAUUAUUCCAAAGCAUAUUUUAUUAUUAUUAAGCUGGUUUAAAAAUAAAAAAUGUUUAUAAGUUUAUUUGUUUUGGUUUAUUUUUUAGUUUCUGUAAAUGCUCGCUGAGUUUUUAGUUUUAUUUUAAAAAAUGGUUGGCUUUUUUUAAGAGUUGUCUUGUGUAUUCUAUAAAUUAGGUUUUCUUUAGUUUUAGUAUUCAUACACACUCACUCUACUACUUAAAACAACAAACAAAAUAAACAAUAAAAUAUUUUUUUUAUAUAUAUAAAUAUUAAUCGUUAAUUAAUAAUAUGUAUGUAUGUAUUCAAAUUUACUUAGGUCCUGUUUUUCUACUAAGUUUUACAAUUUUUUAAAAAGAUAUAAAAUAAUAAUAAAAAAAAAAUACUCUUGUUUGUAAAAAAAAAACUAAAAUGAAAA
Messenger RNA from Calliphora vicina (urban bluebottle blowfly), 2704 nucleotides. It is a transcript of the gene Nadk1b, whose product is annotated as NAD kinase 1b. Lineage: Eukaryota; Metazoa; Arthropoda; Insecta; Diptera; Calliphoridae. Gene Ontology annotation, biological process: NADP+ biosynthetic process; NAD+ metabolic process. Bases 18 to 1688 code for a protein of 556 amino acids. Gene Ontology annotation, molecular function: NAD+ kinase activity. The record is from RefSeq and is a predicted model, not a curated record. The transcript has 5 exons.